Molecule: messenger RNA, 854 nt
Organism: Labeo rohita (rohu)
Lineage: Eukaryota; Metazoa; Chordata; Actinopteri; Cypriniformes; Cyprinidae
Product: phospholipase A and acyltransferase 4-like
Exons: 5
Coding region: 157-669 (170 amino acids)
Biological process (GO): N-acylphosphatidylethanolamine metabolic process
Cellular component (GO): cytoplasm
Molecular function (GO): glycerophospholipid phospholipase A1 activity; A2-type glycerophospholipase activity
Source: RefSeq, a predicted model, not a curated record
GCACGCUGAUUGGUCGAGAUCAGCGGUCACAUCAGCUGGUUUAGUAUAUGAUGUUAUUUUUGCUUCAGACACGAAUGAAGUUACACAGACUCUAGCCCACCGAGAUAUACGUCACAAUUUGAUCAGACUAAAAACAAGAACUGUUUUGAGGUUGCCAUGGCACCGACAAAGUAUGAUCAAAAGCCGGAGCCUGGAGACCUCAUUGAAAUCUUCCGAGGCGGAUAUCAACACUGGGCUAUUUAUGUUGGUGACGGUUAUGUAAUACACCUGGCACCACCUUCUGAACAUGCUCAAGCUGGAGCCUACAGUAUGAUGUCAGUAUUAUGUGACAAAGCCACAGUGAAGAAAGAAGAGAUUCAUGAAAUAGUUGGCAAUGACGAAUACUGUAUAAACAAUCUUUUGGAUGAGAAAUACGAGCCACGUCCUGUUCGAGAGAUUCUACGGGAUGCACACAGUCUUUUGGGACAAGAACUUCCAUAUUGUGUCAUUAGGGGCAACUGUGAGCACUUUGUUACGGAGUUGAGAUAUGGAAAAGCACACUCCCGCCAGGUGCGGAAAGCGGUGGAGGUUGGUGUUGGAGUUGGUGUUGUUGCAGCACUAACUGUAGGAGCUCUUGCUGCAGCAGCAGCCAUGUUCGGCUCAAAAGACAAUCAGAAACGGAAACAGUAAAGACUGCGAAAUGAAGAUGUGAAAGCACAGUUGUGGUGGCCUUUGGAUAUUUAAAGUCUGUAGAAUGUUUAUUGCAUUUAAUAAAAAUAGUGUAACAUUUAAUAUAUCGACUGGGCAGGCUUAGUUUUAUGAGCACAAGUGGAAAUAUUAAUAAACAACAUAAACAGCCAGCAACUAAAACAUAA